Drosophila willistoni is the source of this 1945-nucleotide messenger RNA. RefSeq names its product N-acylneuraminate-9-phosphatase. Gene Ontology annotation, molecular function: hydrolase activity. The transcript is spliced from 3 exons. The record is from RefSeq and is a predicted model, not a curated record. Bases 257 to 1288 code for a protein of 343 amino acids. Lineage: Eukaryota; Metazoa; Arthropoda; Insecta; Diptera; Drosophilidae.
UCGCUCUCACUUUGGUUACAUUUACCUGCCUCAGCUGUUGUUCGUUAUUUCCAUCGUUUCGUUUCACAUUGUUAGAAUUUAGUUGCACGUUAACUACCAACGGCGACCUUGUGUUUUUUGGCGCGCUAAAAACUUAAAUUAAACAAUUUAAUUUUUCUCCGUUUCUAUAUGAAACAUUUCCACAAUUAUUUUCAUUACCCCGAAAAUCAAGACUAUCGAGCAAGCAACAUAAUUAUAAACAUUUUCGUAGUGUCUCAUGGCAGCAAGUAAAUUUAUCUUCAAAACAGCAGUAGCAGCACAACAAUUCGAUGGAAUAUGUUCGAAAAUAUCAGCAUUCUAUUUCGAUUUGGAUAAUACAUUGAUACCCACACGGGCCGGUGAUUCCAAAGCUAUACGUAAGCUCGCCGACGUUCUCGAGACUCAGUAUAAUUUUACCAAAGAUGAAGCCACAUUGGCUAGCCAGAAUUUCCUAAAGUCGUUUCGCCGGUGUCCGGACAACUCGCAGACCUCCUUGGACUCGUGGCGCACCCAUUUGUGGCGUGAAUCAUUGCUGGCCAAGCACAAGCAUCUGGCCGAACUGAUCUAUCAGCAGUGGUUAAAGUUACGCUAUCGUUAUCUGGCCAUACCAGCCGAUUAUGUACAAUUGCUGCAAUGUAUGCGGAGAGCGGGCUAUGCACUGGCCCUUAUCACCAACGGACCAUCGAAUGCCCAAUGGGAGAAGGUGGCAAAAUUGCGGGUACGUGGAUAUUUCGAUUGUGUGCUUGUCUCGUCGGAUUUGCCAUGGGAGAAACCGCAUCCCGAAAUCUUUUAUGCUGCCUGCAAUUUCCUUAAUGUCAAACCACACGAGUGUGCCAUGAUUGGGGACAAACUGGAGACGGACAUUAUGGGUGGACAUCUGGCCCAGUUGGGUUUAACAUUAUGGACACCAUUGAAUAGCAGCAGCAGCUCUGCCCAAUGUCUUGACGAUGUUGAAUAUAAGCCGCAUAUUAAACUUAAUAAUCUGUUGGAAAUCUACAAAUAUUUUCCACGUCUAAAUGCCUGUGCUGUGCCGGAAUCCAGCCUCACAGCCAAUAGACGACGCGGCAGUCAUUUAAGUGGCAUCGGAAGUUCUUCAAGCAAUAGCAAUAAUGGCAGCAGCGGCGGAAGUGCGGGGAGUGCCACAUCAGGAACAGGAGCUGGUGGUGCUGGCAACACAUCCAGACAAUGGGCAUAUAGACGUGGCGGAUCAUUGCCAGCCAUGGAUUGUUCCAAUAGUGAAACUGAGAACAGUUGCGAUAGUUUUCUCUAAGAGAUUUUAUGCGACCGCCCACAGCUCACGCUGCAACUCUCUAAUUCCCAUUCAAAACUCUCCCCUAGAGGGAAGUUGAGGAAAUUAAAUGAAGAGGACACAAUGAAUAAACAAAAAAAAUAUAUAUGUACCUUCAGUUUACAAAACGCAAAUCAAAACAAAAACAAAACAAACAAAAAAAUAUAAAAAACAGAAACUAAAAACGACAAAACAAGGAUGAGGAGGAUGAGGUCGCAGAUCCGUGGAAACCCCAUGACAUUUUGUUAACCGAUUGCAGGAAUAUAAAGUUCAACUAUUAUGUAUAUAAAUGACGAGAUUUAUGAAUCUCGAUUUGAUAAAGAUAAUAAUGAUAAUGAUAUCUCUGCCAUUUAAAUUUACAAAUUAAGGCUAGGAACAGAUUUUCGAAAUGGAUAUAAAUGAUGAACAAAAACCGCAAUUACCUAAAAAAAAAAACACGAUGUACUUUUCUAAGUGACAAAAACUUUUCUUGACUAUUUUAAAAAAAAAUAAUAAUAAUUUCUGAGCUUACGUUUCGUUAACGUUUUGUUAUGUUUUUAUAAUUACAGAAUUAAGAAACUAAACAAAAAAAAAAAAAAGAAAAUGAGAAACUAAAACUAAUAAUGUUAAUAAAGCAUAGAAAUUGUUAGAGUAAAAAAA